GUCUCGCGCACUCUCUCUCACACACACACACUGACAUGCAGCAGCAGCUCGGGGUACGGCGGAGAACUUAUUGAGCUGCUGUUGGUCGGUGCGGAUUUUUUUUUUUGUUUUCUUUUUUUUCUAGCGCGCUGCCGCUUUAGCACGCGCUGCGCUAUGAAGAGCGCGAAGAGGAAACUCUGAUCAGAGCGCAAGGCGGACGGACCUAUAAGGGAACUGGGCUUUAAAUUGGAGUGUGUUUUUAAGGUGUUUUUAGUUGGCUUGGUGAGCAUGGUGAGGCUGCAGGUGUGUGUGCUGGCUCUGUCCGCGGCGCUCUGCCUCUGCUCAGGAGGACGAGGAGCCGAGCGCGUGGAGGAUGAGGAGGAUGGUGAUGAUGGAGUCUCGCGGAGCUGCAGGGAUGUCAAGCAGGCGCUCGUGGAGAGAGGAUUCACUGCCGUCAGGAUUAACCAGCACCAGACCACAGGUGAGCACCUGCGUGUGUGUUCUCAGGAGUACACAUGCUGUGGGGUGGAGAUGGAGGAUGCACUCACACAUCGCAGUAAAGCUGAUCUCGAACACCUGAUGGAGGAGAGCAGCAGCACCCUGAGAACCGUCUUCACCACCAAACACAGGAAGUUCGACGAGUUCUUCCUGGAGUUGCUGGACAACUCAGAGAAGUCUCUGAACCAUAUGUUCGUCCGCACCUACGGCAACCUGUUCAUGCAAAACUCGGAGAUCUUUGAGGACCUGUUCUCUGAGCUACGCCGCUACUACACGGGAGGGAACGUGAACCUGGAGGAGAUGUUAGGAGACUUCUGGGCCAAGCUUCUGGAGAAGAUGUUCCAGCUACUGAACUCUCAGUUAUCCUUCACAGAUGAGUAUUUAGAAUGCGUGAGCAAGUACACGGACCAGUUGAAGCCGUUCGGAGACACACCACGCAAACUCAAGGUCCAGAUCACACGUGCCCUCGCUGCCGCACGCACCUUUGUCCAGGGACUCAUGGUGGGACGGGAGGUGGCCAAUCGCGUGUCAAAGGUGAACGUGUCCCCCGGCUGCAGUAAGGCGCUGACGCGGAUGCUGUAUUGUCCGUACUGCGGCGGGUUUGUGGACCUGAAGCCGUGCAGGAGUUACUGUCAGAAUGUCAUGAAGGGCUGUCUGGCUAAUCAAGCUGACCUGGACCCAGAGUGGAACGUCUUCAUCGACUCCAUGCUCCUGGUAGCUGAGAGGUUAAAGGGACCGUUUAACAUCGAGGCUGUGAUGGAACCAAUUGACUUGAAGAUCUCUGAGGCCAUCAUGACUAUGCAGGAAAACAGCAUACAAGUCUCUGGCAAGGUGUUUCAAGGUUGUGGUCAUCCCAAACCAGAUAGAUCCGGAUCAGGUCGGAGUGCCCGCGAGGUGUUCAAUGCUCGUUUCAAACCCUAUAACCCUGAAGACAUGCCUCCAUCAGAGAGCAGCGGCCUCGACAAACUGAGGAGCGUCUGGAGAACCAUGCAGGACAGCGUGAUUGACAUUAAGGAGAAACUGAAGAAGGCGAAGAGGUUCUGGACAUCACUCCCUGAUGAGAUCUGUUCUAAAGAGAAUGUGAUUGAACCAAACAGUGAGCAGUGCUGGAACAGUCACACUAAAGGAAGGUAUUUCCCAGAGGUUGUGAAAGAUGGUCUGACCAAUCAGCUGAGUAAUCCGGAGGUAGAGAUCGACAUCACCCGUCCAGACACCUUCAUCCGGCAGCAGAUCAUGGCUCUGAGGGUGAUGACCAACAAACUGCGCAGCGCCUACAACGGCAACGACAUCUCCUUCCAGGACUCCAGUGAUGAGGUCAGUGGGUCUGGCAGUGGAAGUGGCUACACCACUGAGUUUGAGUUCGCAAGCACAGAGGCGCCAGCGGUAGGGGCGGGACGUCAAGAUCAGGCCACGCCUUUAAGACCUGCAUCUGAUAAAGCCACGCCUCUUAGACCUACUGACAGAGCACCUCCCCUUACUGCCUCACCAAUCACUUUAAUGACGCUCACGUUGCUGCAGUUCUGGUGGAGAUAAUGGCUGGAUGGGGAGCAGACACUUUUAUGAUACAGCUUAGCUCCUCCCACACUGUUAGCCCCACCCCCGUGGGGCUUAAUGAUGGCAAGCAUGAGGACUGACACCUAAAAGACAGAGAGAGAGAGAGAGAGAGAGAGAGAGCAAGGCAAAAUUUCUGCAUCCUGCUUGUUUCCAAAGAGCAGCUUCAUCCUCGAAUGACACCUUUUUCUCUCGUUCCUUUAAAAAAAAGAGACAAAACACGACAGAGGAAUGCUGCAGCACGUUCCUCAGAUCCCUUUCAGUGAAGUACCAGGAUAAAAAAAAUAUAUAUAUAUAUAUAUAAUAUAUAUAUAUGAAGAAGAAUCUAUUUUUGUUUGUGUUUUUUAUAUCCACUGCGCAAGAUGAGCACCUCAAAACAGAGAGAUAUCUAUAUAAGAUGCAGAGUCGUCUCUUCCAAACCCAUCACAAAGGAACAGAGACAUGAGCAGGAGGAACGAUAAAAAGAUUUCAAAAAAAAAAAAAGUAUAACUCAUAUUUGCUUCUGUGUCACUGUGAAUGCAUGACAUCAUAUCUCACAGCUGUCAUUUCUCCUUUUUCUGGUUUUGUGUUAAAAAACAAACAACAUAAAAAUUCCAGCUUC
Molecule: messenger RNA, 2629 nt
Organism: Hemibagrus wyckioides
Lineage: Eukaryota; Metazoa; Chordata; Actinopteri; Siluriformes; Bagridae
Gene: gpc6a
Product: glypican 6a
Exons: 10
Coding region: 268-2010 (580 amino acids)
Biological process (GO): regulation of protein localization to membrane; regulation of signal transduction; cell migration
Cellular component (GO): synapse; extracellular region; plasma membrane
Source: RefSeq, a predicted model, not a curated record